Messenger RNA from Letharia columbiana, 2025 nucleotides. RefSeq lists its product as uncharacterized. Bases 1 to 2025 code for a protein of 674 amino acids. Gene Ontology annotation, cellular component: membrane. The transcript is spliced from 2 exons. NCBI's taxonomy places the organism in Eukaryota, Fungi, Ascomycota, Lecanoromycetes, Lecanorales, Parmeliaceae. Gene Ontology annotation, biological process: post-translational protein modification. The record is from RefSeq and is a predicted model, not a curated record. Gene Ontology annotation, molecular function: dolichyl-diphosphooligosaccharide-protein glycotransferase activity.
AUGGUCACCAGUGGUAUCAUCUACCACGUCCUCCGACUCCUGUCAAUGCCAGUCGAUAUCCGAAACAUAUGCGUCCUUUUAGCUCCUGGAUUCUCUGGUCUUACCGCAUUUGCAUCAUACCUGAUCACGUCGGAAAUGACGACCUCUCCGUCUGCCGGUCUGCUUGCAGCUGUCUUUAUGGGCAUCACACCUGGAUACAUCUCAAGAUCCGUUGCUGGAAGUUACGACAAUGAGGCUAUUGCCAUCUUUCUGCUCGUGUUCACCUUCUUCUUAUGGAUCAAGUCCGUCAAAAAUGGUUCGGCCAUGUGGGGAGCGCUGACCGCUCUGUUCUAUGGAUACAUGGUCUCAGCAUGGGGCGGCUACGUCUUCAUUACCAAUUUGUUGCCACUUCAUACGUUUGUGCUCAUAUGUAUGGGAAGAUACAGUCCCAGACUUUACGUAAGCUACAGCACAUGGUUUGCCCUCGGCACCUUGGCCAGCAUGCAGGUUCCAUUCGUCGGCUUUUUGCCCAUUAGAAGCAGCGACCAUAUGUCGGCACUAGGUAAAUUUGGGCUCAAGGAUGAAGACUGUGGCAAUAGACUGACUGUUCCAGGUGUCUUCGGCCUUCUCCAACUGGUGGCCUUUGUGGAGUUCAUUCGCCAGCAAGUUCCCAACAAACAGUUUCAGACCCUACUUCGGGGCUUGAUCUUUGUAGUUUUUGUAGUGUCUAUGGGUGUUUUGGUUCUCCUGACGGUCUCGGGAGUCAUAGCUCCGUGGAGCGGUCGCUUCUACUCGCUUUGGGACACUGGCUACGCAAAGAUCCACAUUCCAAUUAUUGCCUCGGUGUCUGAGCAUCAGCCAACCGCAUGGCCUGCAUUCUUCUUCGACCUCAACCUGAUGAUUUGGCUCUUCCCCGCCGGCGUCUACAUGUGCUUCCAGCAGCUGAAGGAUGAGCAUGUUUUUGUUGUCAUAUACGCAGUCUUGGCCAGCUAUUUUGCUGGCGUCAUGGUUCGUCUGAUGCUGACCUUGACGCCGGUCGUUUGCAUUGCGGCUGCACUAGCACUUUCAAGCAUUCUGGACACCUACCUCGUGGCCGAGAAUCCGAUCCCAAAGGAGCCUCAAUCUAACGGUCAGGCCCGUGGUGACAGCGUCAAAAGUACCACCGAUAUGAUCAAAGAUUCGUUGAGAUCGACGCGGAAUCCCAUCUUAGGUAUCUACUCGUACAUAUCCAAAGCCUCCGUCGUUGGAGCAGUGACGACGUAUCUAUUGUUAUUCGUGCUCCACUGCACUUGGGUCACCUCGAACGCUUACUCUUCUCCGUCUGUUGUGCUUGCCAGCAAGCUCCCUGAUGGAAGUCAGCACAUUAUUGAUGAUUACCGCGAAGCCUAUUACUGGCUUCGACAGAACACUGCGGACAAGGCCAAGAUCAUGUCCUGGUGGGAUUACGGCUAUCAGAUUGGUGGCAUGGCAGACAGACCCACGCUGGUCGAUAACAACACGUGGAACAACACGCACAUCGCGACUGUCGGAAAGGCGAUGAGUUCUAGGGAGGAAGUCAGCUACCCGAUUCUCCGACAACAUGACGUCGAUUAUGUGCUGGUCGUCUUUGGGGGUCUCUUGGGCUACUCCGGUGACGACAUUAACAAGUUUCUAUGGAUGGUUCGCAUUUCUGAAGGUAUCUGGCCCGAAGAAAUCAACGAGCGUAACUACUUCACCGCCCGAGGCGAAUACCGAGUUGAUGACGAGGCUACCCCAACCAUGCGGAACAGCUUGAUGUACAAAAUGUCAUACUACAACUACAACGCUCUGUUCCCGGCUGGGCAGGCGCAAGACCGGGUGCGAGGGUCGAAGCUCCCUGCUGACGGUCCUCAGCUGAGUACUUUGGAGGAAGCAUUUACGAGUGAGAAUUGGAUCAUCCGGAUCUACAAGGUCAAGGAUCUUGACAACGUGGGUCGAGAUCAUGCCAGCGCGGUUGCUUUCGACAAAGGCAACAAGAAAAAGAAAACGGCCAAACGACGAGGGGCCAGGGUGCUCCGGGUUGAGUGA